Molecule: messenger RNA, 1251 nt
Organism: Arachis stenosperma
Lineage: Eukaryota; Viridiplantae; Streptophyta; Magnoliopsida; Fabales; Fabaceae
Exons: 3
Coding region: 1-1251 (416 amino acids)
Source: RefSeq, a predicted model, not a curated record
AUGAGGCAUGAGGGGGUUCCUGGGCAGCCGGCUGGAUUUGGCGCUAGAGAUGCUGAAGGGUCUGCAGGUCUGACAGAGUUUCAGGUUGGUCAGCAAUUUCUGGAUAAAGAAGAGGCCCUGUUAAGUGUUAAGACUUACAGCAUCCGUCGAGGGGUACAGUACAAGGUCGUGGAGUCUGACUAUCGCCGGGCUGAUGCAUCCGUCAGCAUCAAGGUGCUCCUAAAUGCCACCGCCGCACACUUUGGGUUUAGGCCGACUUACAGGAGGGUCUGGUUGGCGAAGCAAAAGGCUGUUGCCCUCAUCUAUGGUGACUGGGAUGAGUCGUACAACGAGCUCCCAAGUUGGACGAUUCUCGAGCUUAUUAGUAUUGACGGCACCCAUCUGUAUGGCAAGUAUGGGGGAACCUUGCUAGUCGCGAUUGCACAGGACGGAAACUCCAACAUACUCCCUGUUGCAUUCGCAUUAGUCAAGGGUGAGAAUACUGAGUCGUGGUCCUUCUUUCUCUCCCACCUGCGUGAGCAUGUGACACCGCAGCCGGGUCUGUUGGUUAUCUCGGACAGGCAUAACGGCAUCAAGGCUGCGCUUGAGGCUCCUGACGGAGGUUGGUUGCCUCCGUCUGCAUACCGGGCAUUCUGCAUUCGACAUGUUGCGGCAAAUUUCGCCCUCACCUUCAAGGGCAAAGAUGCAAGGAGGUUACUUGUGAAUGCGGCGUACGCUAAGACCGAGGUCGAGUUCCAUGACUGGUUUGAUAUUCUUAGGUCCGAAGACCCGACGAUGUGUGACUGGGCGAACCAGAUUGAGUAUUUGUUGUGGACACAGCAUUGUGAUGAGGGGCGUAGAUUCGGACACAUGACGACGAAUAUAUCUGAGUGUGUGAACUCUAUCCUCAAGGGUGUCAGAAAGCUUCCUAUGUGCUCGCUAGUGAAGGCAACAUACGGAAGGUUGGCCAAAUUAUUUGUUCGCAAAGGGAGAGAGGCUGAGGCGCAGAUGGGAAUCGGACAACAAUUUAGUCAGCACUCGGUGAAGUGUAUAGAGGCCAACUUGAAGACGGCUAGGUGCUUCACGGUUACUGUGUACGAUAGGGAUAACUCCGAGUUCACCGUCGUAGAGACAACUCCGACUGGUUCUUUCUCACUGGGUAGCUACAGAGUCUCACUUACAUCUCACACAUGUGACUACGGAUACUUCCAGGCACUUUAUUUCCCGUGUCCCCACGCACUGGCAUGUUGUGCCUACUCACGGCUUACUUAG